This is a messenger RNA of Microplitis demolitor, 476 nucleotides long. RefSeq names its product CDGSH iron-sulfur domain-containing protein 2 homolog (gene Cisd2). The transcript has 4 exons. Bases 19 to 414 code for a protein of 131 amino acids. Lineage: Eukaryota; Metazoa; Arthropoda; Insecta; Hymenoptera; Braconidae. Gene Ontology annotation, biological process: regulation of autophagy. Gene Ontology annotation, molecular function: 2 iron, 2 sulfur cluster binding. The record is from RefSeq and is a predicted model, not a curated record. Gene Ontology annotation, cellular component: mitochondrial outer membrane; intracellular membrane-bounded organelle.
UAAGCAGUUCUGUUAAAAAUGGAGACAAUAUCGCACGUCGUCAAAGUUUCUCUGCCAAAUUAUUUAUCUGGAUUACCAAUUCCUAAUUCAAUUGGCGGAUGGUUUAAACUUGGAGUUAAAGACUGGUUGGCUUUAAUCCCACCAACAGCUUUAGUAGCAGGACUAGGAUACAUGUCCUAUCAAGCCUGGUGUCCUGAAGCAAAAAAGUCAAUUAAAGCUUGUGUCAAUCAUAAAAUAAAGAAGGACGUCAGUAAAGUAGUCGAUACUAUUGAUGUUGAAGAUAUAACUGAAAAAGCAGUUUUCUGUCGUUGCUGGCGAAGUGAAAACUGGCCUUAUUGUGAUGGAGCACAUGGCAAACACAAUGAAGCUACAUGCGACAACGUCGGACCACUUAUCGUGACCAAAAAGAAAUAAGCUAAAAAGAAUCUAUCAAAAAAUACGUAUCAAUAAAUCAAUUGCUGCAUUUUUUGACAAUA